UCAUUCAAAUCAUCUCUGAUAUCUUCUUCUCCAUAGAGAAAAAUCAGCAAGCAACAUCACCAUGUCUGGAAGAGGUAAAGGAGGAAAGGGUUUAGGAAAGGGUGGUGCCAAGCGUCACCGUAAGGUUCUGAGGGACAAUAUCCAAGGAAUUACAAAGCCUGCUAUUCGCCGUCUUGCAAGACGCGGUGGUGUGAAGCGUAUCAGUGGCUUAAUCUAUGAAGAAACUCGCGGUGUUCUGAAGAUCUUUCUUGAGAAUGUUAUUCGUGAUGCGGUUACCUACACUGAGCAUGCUCGCCGUAAGACUGUUACUGCAAUGGAUGUUGUUUACGCUCUCAAGAGACAGGGGAGGACACUUUAUGGAUUUGGGGGUUAGGGUUAGGGUUAAGGUCAUUUUCUUGUGUUGUAACUCUUUGUUUUAUAUCAAUUAUGUAAUGAAAUCAGAGCUUUGUAGAAUCUAUUCUGUAUCUAUUCGCUUCAUAGUUUGUCUUCUUACAUAGGGAUAAUACAUGAAGUGAAGGUGUUUGUUAAUUUGUUAGAUACCUUUGAUUGGCCACUCGAGGCUAAGAUAAUGGGAAUGAUAGCAAUUGAAGUUGCAAAGGUCAUUGUUGAACAGAGUGGAAUCAGUGAUUCAUUUAGUACUGAGGAAUUUCUUCUAGAAAGAGAAGAGAAGCUCAGGAGUUUGUUUCCAAUGAAUGUGCUUUUGCCAAGUAUAUAUGGAAUUAUGGAUUAAUGUA
This is a messenger RNA of Lathyrus oleraceus (garden pea), 734 nucleotides long. Its product is annotated as histone H4. The transcript has a single exon. Gene Ontology annotation, cellular component: nucleosome. The record is from RefSeq and is a predicted model, not a curated record. Gene Ontology annotation, molecular function: structural constituent of chromatin; protein heterodimerization activity; DNA binding. Bases 62 to 373 code for a protein of 103 amino acids. Lineage: Eukaryota; Viridiplantae; Streptophyta; Magnoliopsida; Fabales; Fabaceae.